AUGGGGACUAUACGCCUCAGUCUUUUCCUAAUGCUGUGUUUAGGAUUUCACAGGUCAUCUACAAAACUUCUGAAACGACAAAAAAGAAACUGGAUCAUUGAUUCCUUUGCUAUCAACGAAGGCUACGGAGGACCGUUCCCAUACAACCUGGGCAAAAUUGAAAUUGAGAAGAAUUACACUUUCUUCGAGAUACAUGGUGAAGGUGUUGAAAAGGAGCCCAUAGGCUUGUUAAAAAUCGACUCAAGCAGUGGAAUGAUAACCGUCAACGGCCCAGUCGACCAUGAGAAAUACAAAGUUUUAAAGCUGGCGUUUCAGGCCCGUAAUAAAGAAAGUCUUGUUAUAGACACUAGGCUCGGCAUUGAGAUAACUAUUGAAGACGCAAACGACAACCCUCCAGUGUUUACACUCAAUAAAUAUGAGGUCAGCAUAAAGGAGGCAACAGUACAAGGCACUGAACUGACCACAGUUAUGGCAAGCGAUAAGGAUAGUACUUUGGCCUUUAGAACUUUUGAUUUUACACUAAAGCAAGUCACUCCAAAGGAAGAUGGGCUGAAGUUCUACUUAGAACAGAGCGGAAAUACUGCAAGUAUUUCAUUUUACGGCUGCCUGGACCACGAGAGUGCAGAGAAAUACGCCCUUAUAGUGGAGGCCAAAGACAAAGGAACACCCAACCAGCUCUCCAGCUCCAGCACCAUCAUCAUCAACAUAGAAGACGGAAAUAACCACUUACCUAAAAUCACUGGACAAACAGGUCCUGGGAAAGUGAAAGAAGGAGUGGAUAAAGUUGAAGUUGCACGUAUACAAGUUACAGACACAGACCAGAAAGAUACAGAUGCCUGGAGAGCCAAAUAUUCCAUCCAAGGAGACACAGACAACAACUUCAUAAUCACUACUGAUCCUAAAACCAACGAGGGAAUACUGUAUGUGGAAAAGGAACUGGACUAUGAAAAGACUAACAUGAAGGACCUUAUAAUCAGUGUAGAAAAUCUGAUCGCCUAUUCCUCAUGUGAAGUAGAGAGUCGCAGCAGCACUGGUCUUUGGAAAGUGGUCACUAGUGGUGGUGCAGCAGCUGGGACAGGGAUAAAACAGAAGCAGUCCACCCGCAAAGUCACAGUGAUGGUGGAGGAUGUCAAUGAGUCUCCAUUCUUCGACACAAACAACUAUUACGUUCAUCUGAUUGAGAAUACCGUGGUGGGAAAGUAUCUGAAGACAGUGACAGCUAAAGACCCUGACACUGCCACCACCAGCAAAAUUGCAUACGCAAUGGGAGACGAUCCAGCCAGUUGGGUGACAGUGGACUCCAAGACUGGAAAAAUAACCACAAAAGACAUCAUAGACCGAGAGUCAUCCUUUGUCAAAAAAGGACUCUACAAUGUCACAAUACUUGCUGUUGACAAUGGAAAACCUGCAAUGACAGGCACCACAACCGUGGUCAUCCGUGUUGGCGAUGAGAACGACAAUGUUCCGUCCCUGCCUGAGAACAUAAUUGACAUUUGCGAUACUGAUGGACAGUCAAUGACCAACAUCACGGCUGUAGACCCGGAUGAAGAACCUUACGGUGGACCUUUCACCUUCAAGCUGGAUGAAAAACAUGAGGGCAAGUGGAAGCUUGACCCUACAGAAGGGUUUUCAGUCGACCUGGUGAGAGAGCCGAUCGUUCACUCCGGAGAUUAUGAGUUGACACUGGAAAUUUCUGACCUUCAGGGCAAAAAAUCUGUACAAACCCUGUUAGUUACUGUGUGUAAAUGCUUAAACCCAGCGAGGCCCAGCUGUCGCAUCCGUGCAGUCAAAGGCUCCUCAGUAGGACCAGGAGGGCUUGGGAUCAUUUUUUUUGGCCUACUACUGCUUGCAGGUGUGCUACUUUUGGCUUUUCUGCUGUCAUGUGAGAAAAAGCACUGUCCAAUCCCAAGUGACGAGUCAGUACAAAAUCUGAUGACCAGUAACAUCGAGAAACGGGGAACAGAUUGCAGAGUUGAGUCGUUCAACAGAGGACAAAUUCAGAGUGAGGAAGUCAGAAAGACGUCUAGUGCUGCCAACGUGAAGAAAACAAACUCAGCAGCAGCAGCAGCAGCGGUGAUGUCAAUGAAGCACAUUUCAAUGCCACAUAAUGGCAUGACUACAACUGAAUUCCAUCAAAGGGACUCUUGGAUGGGCCAGUCAACAAUGGAACAAAGCAUGGCAUUUGGGAACUCUAUGAAUCAGUCAAUGGGUGCAGCAUCAAUGACAAAUAACAGGCUCAGGAACUCAAUGCGUGGGACCUGGGGGGGACACAGUCAGUAUUCUUCAAACCGGAACAGAUUCCAGGAUUCAUAUGCUGCAGAUUCAGAGGAUGUUGAAAUCCAACGUUCAACCGUGCUCAACGCACUUAAUCGGAUGCUGUACAGACUGCAGGCACCAGAAGAGGAGCUGGGUGAUUAUGCUCCUCAUGAGUAUGCUGAGGAGGGAGACACUAGGACCAGGUUUGAGCUGGACGCCAUCUCCAUCGCUGAUGAUUCCUUUGACCCGGCCAAGGACCUGGACCUGGACGAUAAGUUCCACACUCUGGCCUCAGUCUGCAUGCAGAAUACAAGCAGUGGCUACAGUACCACGUCCUAUACUCAAGUGUCAAACAUUGUCAACUACUCGGAUUUACAUGCAAGUCCUACAAUGGACACUCCACUCAUGUUUGCUCAAGCUUUUAACCCUGAAUUACAGUAUUAGCUGGUUGGACCAUGAGUUUUUUAGGGGAUUUUUUUCAGGGAUCGCAGCAACUUUUUUUUUAAACAUUUUUGCUACAUUUGUUUUUGGAAUUAGCCAGUAGUACUUGAAUUUUGGUAAAAUAUGUUUUGCAUGUUUCUAUUGUGAUAAGCGGUUAAGGAUGAUGAAUGAAUGAAUGUUUCUAUACACAGCAAAAUCUGUAGUGUUGUUUUUUUUGCAGAGUUAAUAAUUUUGAGUUGUUCGGUGUUGAUUUUGGAGUUUUUUAUUUUUUGUUUUUUGUUGA
This is a messenger RNA of Centropristis striata (black sea bass), 2980 nucleotides long. RefSeq names its product cadherin-like protein 26. The transcript is spliced from 18 exons. NCBI's taxonomy places the organism in Eukaryota, Metazoa, Chordata, Actinopteri, Perciformes, Serranidae. Bases 1 to 2700 code for a protein of 899 amino acids. Gene Ontology annotation, molecular function: cadherin binding; calcium ion binding. Gene Ontology annotation, cellular component: plasma membrane; adherens junction; catenin complex. The record is from RefSeq and is a predicted model, not a curated record. Gene Ontology annotation, biological process: multicellular organism development; adherens junction organization; cell morphogenesis.